AUGGAGGGAGACCAGAAAAUGUUAGCACCACCUGCUGUGUCGCAUCUGCGCGCAGAGGCCGGUAUGAUGGAACGAUCACUCAGUGCGGAUAUUCGAGAAGAAAGAGAAGAUCUCAGACAGGCAGCAGAAGAAACUCUUAAUGUCAUUAUGGAUCUGAGUAUGGAUGGCAAAAUAAAUUGGGUCAGCCCCUCAUGGACGGAUGUCAUCGGUACAACAUUGGAUUCUGUUCAAGGCAAACCAAUUGCGGAUAUUUUGAUUGGGGAGAAUGACAAGAGUGUAUUUGUAGAUACGGUUGAGGAGAUGAAGAAGGAUGAUUCUCGCAGUUACAUUAUACGAUUCACGAUUCAGUUAGGACCGGCUUCAAGAUUGUUACCACUUCAAAAUUUGGAAGAUGUCAAGGAAGGUGAAGGCGAAGGUGUAGCAGCAAUGUCACAAACGGAACCGGCUACAAUUGAUCUAGAAGGACAGGGAAUUAUGGUACAUGAUCGAGGAUCCGAUGCAGACAGUCAUACAAUGUGGAUGAUUAGACCUUGGAUAGCCCCACGAGAAAUUCACAUUGACCUCGCCCCCGUUAUAGUCGACUCUCUGGGAUCAGGAGCACAAAUUCUUGCGAGUUAUCUGACUACAGUGGCGGAACAUGGUCUUGAAGAUCCAGAAAAUCAUGCCCCGCCAUUACCACUUCUUUGCCGAAUCUGCGAACGUCAAAUUCCUCCUUGGUGGUUCGAAAAACAUUCCGAGUUGUGCCUUCAAGAACAUAAAGCCGAGAUGGAAGUACAAAUGUGUCAGGAUAAUCUGACGGAACACCGACAUGCCAUUGUCAGAGUGUUGGAUGCGAUGGAAGCUCGUCAAGCUCGAUCGAGCUCGGGAGAACAAACUGUGAUGCCCACUCCACCUCAGGCUGAAUACAAAGGAUUGCCCAUUGGAUCCAACUCAACUGCAUCAUCUGGUACAGCUUCUCCUGGGACACCUACGUCAGGCAGAUCUCGAUCAAGGUCUACAUCAGGAUUUGGUCAUGCGAGAGGGCGAUCAUUCGCUCAAAGGCGACCUCAUGCUCGAAUUGUCGAGCUCUUACUUGACCUUUGUGAUACAGCCAUGGAAAUCAACACACCUGCGAUCAAAGAGCCAUCCCCGCAAGCUCCUGGAGAAUUUCGUACACAGUCUCCUCAAUCGGAAUCUCGCAUAUCCCAAGUCCUGCAAUGGCAAUCACCAAAUAUGAACGCUGUUGAUCAGGAAGGUUUAUCGAUAUUAUGUAGGGAUAGCGAGGCCGUUGCUCGUGCAAAGGUUGAGGCCGUCAUUCGUCACCGCAGAAUCAUCGAAUACUCCGAACGCAUUCGUAUGGAAUUUUCGGCCAUCGUACAAGAUUGUAUUGAUGAGGCUAUUAACAAAGCUGCUCGGCUUGCAGCUGGUCAACUUAGUGAUUCGACCGAGGAACCUGAGGAAACAACUCCGGCCAAUGAAGAGGGGUUUUUCGCUGGUUCAUUCGAUGGGCCUUCGUCGCUUGCGGCAGCACUUCGAGCUGCUGAACUCGGUACGGGUAUGGUGCAUGAAGGUCGCCGAUUAUCAUCUGCUGCCAUUUCCUCUACCAGAUCCAGUAGUCCCAAGGAGUGUCCGACCCCUCGGUCACACCAAGGUGCUUUGAGUAGCAUACUCGGACAAGCAAGGGAAUCAAGAAGGGAAUCUAUCUUUUUCGAAAGUGACACGGGUGCGGAGAGUGAUGGUAGUGUCAGAUCAACAUCAGUCAUGGGGCGUCCGCCAAGAACAGAAUCACCGGUUUCAGAAUUCGGAGAUCUUCGUCGGCAUGCAAGUUCCCGACAACGACAUAGACGCAGCAUGGUUCUCGGCACUGGUACACUCUCACCCCGACGACAAGAGUCACCCGUUCGGAUGCCACCUCCGUCGUCCCCAUUGAGAAUUUCCAAACCACGCAUCUUGCCGAUCGCCCACGAGGGUAUUGUUUCUCCAACUGCAUCGCCGAUGCUUCCCGGAAGUGAGUUCAGCUCACCCGCACUAGCUCCGUCACACCAUCGACGUCAGUCCUCGGCUGCUGGAUCAGAUUCACGACCACCACCAUCACCUCGCCUAAACUCCGUCAGUGCUCCACAAGCACGUGCUGUACCACCGUCGAUCAAAGAUUUCGAGAUUAUCAAACCAAUCAGCAAAGGUGCAUUUGGUAGUGUUUAUCUAUCAAAGAAGAAGUCUACUGGUGACUACUACGCGAUCAAAGUACUCAAAAAAGCUGACAUGGUUGCCAAGAACCAAGUCACAAAUGUUAAGGCUGAACGUGCUAUCAUGAUGUGGCAAGGCGAGAGUGAUUUUGUCGCUAAGCUCUACUGGACUUUCUCAAGCAAGGACUAUCUUUAUCUUGUGAUGGAGUAUCUUAAUGGUGGUGAUUGUGCAUCUCUCAUCAAAGUUCUCGGGGGUCUUCCAGAAGACUGGGCGAAGAAAUACCUCGGUGAGGUGAUUCUUGGUGUUGAGCAUCUCCACAAUCGUGGUAUUGUACAUCGUGAUUUGAAACCUGACAACCUUCUCAUCGAUCAAAAAGGUCACCUCAAACUCACCGAUUUUGGUCUGUCGAGAAUGGGUUUGAUUGGUCGUCAAAAGCGUGUUUUGAGUAGCGCUGCUGCAAAUGAGUCGGCUCCAGAUUUACUCAAACAAGGUCCUUUUGCUCGAGCUACUUCCAUGAGUUCAUCCCGUGCUUCAUCGUUUGAUUUCCAGGGACAUCAUCAUUCACCCGGCUCGACGCCUCAAAUGACCCCAGAUGCCGGGGGUAGUUUGGGUACACCCUCAUACUUCAAUUUGAGUCGAGAAAACACUGUCAACAAGGAUUCGCGACGCAAGUCUGGCCAUAGGAGUGACAGCGGUGGCAGUGAUGUACUGACCGCCAUGUUCAACACCUUUCACUUAAACGAGACUCAACACCCACAACCCCUUAAUCAAAGGAGAACACCCAUCGAGGAAUUGAGUGAGAAUGAGGCUAGUGGAUCCCCAGACUUAUGUCUUCAACCCAGCACGAGUCACAGCUCAGACGCCAGGCACAGUACACCACCACAGACAGGUACAGGCAUGAUGCCUCCUCCAAUGGCCCUUUUUGACCCGGAUGAUAAUAAUCGUCGAUUCGUUGGUACACCUGAUUAUCUUGCUCCCGAAACUGUGAAUGGUCUUGGUCAGGAUGAAGUGAGUGAUUGGUGGUCUGUGGGAUGUAUCAUGUUUGAGUUUAUCUAUGGCUACCCACCUUUCCAUGCCGACACACCCGAUGAAGUUUUCGAAAACAUUCUGGCUCGACGAAUCUCAUGGCCAGAUGAAGGCGAUUAUGACGUCUCGGAUGAGGCUAAGGAUCUAAUGAAUAAGCUUCUUUGCGUAGAUCCACAACAACGGCUUGGUGCCAAUAAAGAAGAGAAGUUUCUUACUGGUGGUGAUGAGAUCCGAAAUCAUCCUUGGUUUGAAGACACCCAGUGGGAUAAACUACUUGAAGACGAUGCACAAUUUGUUCCUGCGCCAGAAAAUCCCGAGGAUACCGAGUAUUUUGAUGCUAGAGGAGCCACCUUGCAAUCUUUUGCCGAAGAGAUGGAGGAUCAAUCAUCUACUCAACAUCCCACACCUGGUGCCGAAUAUCCUGAACGCCCUCAUGAUGCUUUGUCUCGAGUUCGGAGUCAAUUCAACAGUGUCAAACGAGGUUUGAUGCCAUUGCACAUUCCACCUCACGUUCGAGAUAUGAAGAGCAGGCGACUUAGCGAACCUGUUGUAGCAGAUGAUUUUGGUAACUUCGCUUUCAAAAAUUUACCAGUUCUAGAAAAGGCAAACAAAGAUGUUAUUCAAAAAUUGCGACUCGAAGCCAUGGGCACUCAAAGUAAGCCACUUGUCAGCCCUAGCGGUGCUAAUAGCAUAGUCACAUCCCCAUCUACUUUGGAAGGAAGUCCGGUGUUGCCAAUGCCAAUGCCUAUUCAACGAACUCUGUCGAAUGCCAAAGCUACUGUUCGGCCUUCGUCUCCUUCUGGAUUGAGUCAAGCAAAUUCUUCUCCAAGUAGGGCCUCACAACCUUCAUCACCUCUACUUGUCUCAUUCAUUGCAGGGCAAAACAAUGACGCUAGGCGUAAGACUUCGAGCAAUUCCUCGAGCUUAUCACAGCAGUCAAGCAAUAAUCUUGCACCUCCUGCCAGUUUCAUUGAUGGAUCUAGAACGUCCCCUGGACUUCAUAAGACUGCUAGUUCUGCCGCCUCUUCGCCUAUCAAAACACGCGGAUCGGCACCUCCACCACUUGCAUUAUCAUCGCCAGCAAAAGCGCCACCAGCUACCCCACGACAAGGUAGCGGUAAUUCAUCGUCUUCAAGGGCUCGCUCGCAAACAGUUGGAUCACAAGAAGGAAGUCCUUUACCAGGCGAAUUCUUAUCCCAUCGUAAACGACGAAGUCAAGUAUUCGACAUGUCGCCUUCCUCUUCGGACAAUGAGGGAGAGAAGGCCAAUGCAUUGCUUCGGGUUCAACGUCGCCGUCAAAGCUCAAGACGGAUGUCUCAAAUCACUUUAUCUGAUGGCCCUGCUUUUAGACCUUUGGAUGUAUUGAUAUGUGAAGAUCAUCCAGUAUCACGAAUGGUCAUGGAGAAAUUGUUGGAGAAAUUACGAUGUCGUACAGUUACUGUCUCGAAUGGUGCCGACGCAAUGAGAUAUGCUAUCAGUGAUAUCAAAUUUGAUAUCAUUAUGAUGGAAUUUAAAUUGCCUCAAAUCAAUGGUGCAGAUGUAGCUCGAAUGAUUCGCGAGACUAAGAAUGCCAACUCUCAAACUCCCAUAGUUGCCAUUACUGGGUAUCUGAAAGAACUCCAAGCACCCCAUCAAUUUGAUGCUCUGAUCGAAAAGCCUCCAACUGCCUCGACGCUUACCGAAGUCCUUAGUAGAUUGUGUCAAUGGAAAGAACCUAUAUCUGGUUUGAACUUUUCUCCACCCUAUCCUCCACCAUCUGGUCUACGUCAAGAGAGUUUACGUCUUGAGGAUAGUCCAACUUCGUCUGGUUAUGCACAUAUGGCUGCUGGAAGCUUUAGAGGAUCAAGUCGUGAAGAUUCCAUCAGUUCCAGUCUUUUUGGUGAUACCGAGGCUUUUCCAAAUGACGAUCCUCCUGUUGUCGUUAAUAGAAGACCUACAGGUGAUUGGGACGAGGCGGGACUUGGAAUCAGUAACGAAGUCAGCAUGAUGGAGGCCAUUGAACUACCGAAACUUCCGCCACCCAACCUUUUACACGAAAGUUCUUCUCCAGCUCGACUGGAACACCGUCGAAAUCUAUCCCGUCAACGAUCUUCUGAUAAGAUGAAGGCGAAACGAGAAAAUCUUGAGAAACAUCGCCAUGAAUGUGGUGAAUCCGGUGAUGAUGAGGAUGAAGUAUUGGGUGAUGUUGCUGUACGCGAAAAGACUAGUCCAAAGGGUACUACUUCCCCAAAGACACAUCGUGGUUCUAAACUUGGAAUAGAAAUGAUGCGCACGAAUAGUCGUGGCAGUGUUGUUUCAGGGACGGAAAUGUUAAGUUCUGACUCGAUUGAACCACCUCCUACUAUUGAAGAGGCAAUUCUUUCGUCACCAACAUCAGAAAUACCUCCAGCGUCAGAGAUAUCGGGCGCUACUUUAACACCUCCAGAGAGGUUUGUGGGUCCUGGUGAUGAAGAAGUUGAUUUAUUUAAGACACCAAAACAAUCACAGUCACAAUUUUCCUUCCUAGACGAAGAACCUACUCCUCGACCUACAUCAAAAUCUUCACGCGCAGGUGCGAAUGAGGAUUAUCUUAGUGUCGUUAAAAGUUCCAAGAAACAUCGAUCAGAUCAGUGUUAA
Molecule: messenger RNA, 5808 nt
Organism: Sclerotinia borealis F-4128
Lineage: Eukaryota; Fungi; Ascomycota; Leotiomycetes; Helotiales; Sclerotiniaceae
Source: the annotation of a GenBank genome assembly